Molecule: messenger RNA, 5274 nt
Organism: Asparagus officinalis (garden asparagus)
Lineage: Eukaryota; Viridiplantae; Streptophyta; Magnoliopsida; Asparagales; Asparagaceae
Product: zinc finger CCCH domain-containing protein 19-like
Molecular function (GO): metal ion binding; protein binding; DNA binding
Source: RefSeq, a predicted model, not a curated record
AUGCACUGAACCUUCUGAUUGAUGAGAUCAUGCAAGAGAAUGCCGAGGAGAAGCCGUUGCCGAUUUUUCUGAACCCACCCCGGAUAAAGAACUCAAUGGGGAAAGGUCACUACUUGCUGAAGGAGAUGAGAAAAUUUCUUCAUUGAGUGAAGAAGAGGAAAAGAGAAAGCCUUUAGUCUCUGUUGCUGAUAUUGAUGAGGUAAUGCGAGACAACAUUGAUGAUGCCCAUGAGGCCUGCUCAACUGAGGAAUUAAACAGGGAGAGACCACAGUUAGUUGAAGGCGACUCGAAAAUUUACUCACUGCAGGAAACAUUGGCCGAAAAAGAUGACAAAGUAUCCUCAUUGGAGCAAGGGUUACUUGGAAAAGAAGGAGAAGAUAAAGUUGAUGUACCAGAUGAUAUCAUGCAAGAAGAAGUUGAAGACAAGCCCAUAGAGCUUGAUGGGAUACAUCCGUCUGAGCAACUAGAUGAGGAGAUUCCACAAUCGGGUGAAGACGUUGCGAAACUUUCCUCAUUGCCAGCAGAAUUUGUUGGAGAAAAAGAGAAAGAGCCCAUAUCUGAACUUUCAGUCUCCACUGCGGCUGUCAAUGAGAUUAAGCAUGAAAAAGUUGAACAAGAGCUCUCAGAAGAGCAAUUGAAAGAGGAGACAGCAGCAUCAGCUGGUAAAAGCACCGAAGUGUCCUCAUUGCAACAGGAACAGAUUGACGAAGAUAAUAAAAUUUCAGCUCUUCCAGAAGAUUCAGCUGAAAAAGACGAAAAUGUUUCAUCGUUGAAAGAAGAAUCAGCUGAAAAGGAUCAGGAAGAAUCAGCUGAGAAAGAAGAGGAUGAUGAGGUGGAUACUGAUGAAGGGGGCCCGGCAAAGGCAGCUGGAAGAAGGACAGGGUCAAAGCAGAAGCGUGGUCGCCCUCAAGUGGCUAAUGGGAGAAGGACAAGGGCACCAUCAAAGCCAAAGGAGGAUGAAGAAUUGUGCUUCAUUUGCUUCGAUGGUGGAGACCUUGUGGUCUGUGAUCACAGGGGUUGCCCGAAGGUGUAUCACCCUUCAUGUGUUAACCGGGACGAGGAGUACUUCAAGGCGAAGGGCCAGUGGACCUGUGGUUGGCAUAUAUGUAGCAGCUGUCAGAAAUCUGCCCGAUACAUGUGCUAUACUUGUACAUACUCUUUAUGUAGAGGGUGCAUAAAAGAAUCAGACUUUGUCUGUGUUAGAGGAAAUAAAGGUUUCUGCAAGGAGUGUAUGAAAACAGUGAUGCUGAUAGAGAUGAAUAAGCAUGCAGAUGACACAAUGGGUGUUAUUGAUUUUGAUGACAAAACUAGUUGGAUGUAUUUGUUUAAGGACUAUUGGGUAGAUCUUAAAGCAAAGCUAUCUUUGACAACUGAGGAACUGAUUGAGGCUAGAAAUCCAUUGAAGGAAACAAAUACAAUAUUUGGCAAUGAAAAACAUUUAAAUAAAAAGAGAGCAGCCAAGUGGAAUGAGGAACCUCUAGAGAACUCUGGUAAUGCUAGUGAUGACCAGGGAGGAAGUGCAUCCAGCUCUUCCAAGCGUUAUAAAGAAAACGCUUCUUUGAGGAAGAAAGUGAAAAAACGGUCAAGGAACACAACCAACAGGGAGGAUCAAGUAAAAAGAGCUGGCACUGGACAAAUUUCCAAUUCUGAGGACAUUGAAUGGGCUUCAAAGGAGCUGCUCGAAUUUGUUGAACACAUGAAAGAUGGUGAUAGAUCUGUCUUGUCCCAAUUUGAUGUUCAGGCUCUUCUUCUUGAAUAUAUUAAACAAAAUAAUUUACGCGAUCCUCGUAGAAAAAGUCAAAUUAUUUGUGACUCAAGGCUCUGGGCUCUCUUUGGAAAAUCACGUGUUGGACAUCUUGAAAUGCUGAAGCUUCUUGAACCACAUUUUCUUAUAAAGGAGGCCUCACCGAUUGUGACAGAUGAUAAUCAAGGAGGUGUUGUAGAUCCGGAGCCCAGUCAAACUGAUGCUGACGGAAACAGCGAUGCAUCCACAAAGAUUUCAGAUUUAAGGAGAAAACCACGUAGAAGGGUAGAAGAAAAGGGGCUGAUGAAUCCUGAUGAUUAUGCAGCGAUAGAUGUUCAUAAUGUCAGUUUAAUGUACUUACGUCGUAACUUGAUGGAGGAUUUCCUUGAUGACGAUGAUACAUUUAAGGAGAAUGUUGUUGGAGCAUUUGUAAGAAUAAGGAUUUCUGGUUCUACUUCAGCUAAGGAUAUGUAUCGGCUAGUGCAAGUUGUCGGGACUGGCAAGGCAGCAGGAAAAUAUAAGACUGGUAAGAAGACAACAGAUAUCACAUUGGAGAUAUUAAAUUUAAACAAGAGAGAGGUUAUAACGAUUGAUCUGAUUUCAAAUCAGGAGUUUACUGAGGAGGAGUGUGAACGCUUAAGACAAAGUGUGAAAUGUGGAUUUAUUGAUCGACCAAAAGUGGCUGAAGUUCAGGAGAAGGCAAGGGCUCUUCAUACUGUGAGAGUCGAUGACUGGCUCGAAAGUGAGAAGGCACGGCUAGGUCAUCUCCGUGAUCGUGCUAGUGAAAAAGGUCGCAAAAAGGAGCAUAGAGAAUGUGUAGAGAAACUUCAGCUUCUGAGCACUCCUGAGGAGCGUAUCAGGAGGCUAAAUGAAGUUCCUGAAAUUCAUGUUGACCCAAAUAUGGAUCCAGAUUAUGAUUCCACUGAGGAUGAAGAGGGUCAAGAUGCCAAAAGAGAAGAUAACAAGAAGCAGAAACCUUAUUUCAAGGGUAGAGAUGAGUUUUCUAUGGGAAGAGAAGGUUUUAAUGCACAUAAAAAUUCACUUGCAGCAUGGGAUUCGAACAGAAAUACAUCAAAGGCAGGAGUUCAGGGCAUAGUUUUACCUACCGUUCAAGCUGAUAGAACAUAUGGUUUCUCUAGGAAUCAAGGAAAUGAUGCUCACUCAGUCAGCAGUCCCAAAACUCCAAAAAAUGAGCCAAAUGCAACUGGUAUGGAUGCUGUUCUUCUGAAAAAUGCUCAGCCUGUUGCAGAACCCGGACAGGCGCGUGGCCUUACUUUUGAAACUGUGCCACAGCAGGCAAAUAUUGUGUCAUCUAGCACUAGUGAAAAUGAAAAGAUGUGGCACUAUCAGGAUCCAGCAGGUAAAGUACAAGGGCCAUUUUCAAUGACACAGUUGAGGAAGUGGAAUGCAAGCAAAUUUUUCCCAGCUAAUUUGAGGAUAUGGAGAUCAUCUGAGAAGCAAGAAGACUCUAUUUUACUGACUGAUGCACUUAGUGGGAAGUUGCAGCCUACAAAUGCAACAGCUAUGUUAGGAUCUAGGGCAAACAACAUGGAUGGAUCUGUGAGAGAAAAUACUAUUCUUCAGGCUGUUGCAAGUUCGCCUGCUACUGAUAAUUACAACUUGGUAAACUCUGAUAAGUGGACCGCUCAUCCAUCUUCCUUAUCCGUGACCAAUACAGGAAUGGCUAGUAAUCACAUGGAUGGGAGGCCUGCAGCAUCUUCAACAGGAUGUGAGUCAUCAAAGAUUUAUAAUGCCUGGCCUGACCAAUCCCAAGCAUGUAACGCUCCCAGACCAAUAAAUCCAUCUUCCAGAAAUUUGUCUCAGCAGACAUCUUUCCAUGGAAGAGAUGGUCGAGGAGAAAAUACUGGUAGAUGGAGUAGGGAUCGGAGUUGGCAAAAUAAUUGGAAUUCAAACAGGCAUAGGAGGUUCCAGCCAAAUGAUCGAGCUUAUGAAAGGCAGCAUCCUUAUCAAAGCUCAUCACGCCAGCAGUAUCGUGGUGAACAAUGGAAAGGGCAGCCUGCAAAUGACUCCUCAAAACAAUUGGGAAAUGGGUCGUUUAAUCCCCCUGCUAAUGCUCCACAGCCAAGCAACAUUGACUGGGCGAGUCUUCAGGGUGCUUUGAACAGAAUUUCAGCUUCUGUGCAGCCUGCAUGCUCUGGCCUGGGAAGUGACUUGCAGCAAUCUCCUGCUAAUGUAACUUCGUCGACACUGAACUCUGUUGGAGGAUGGGCUUCAAGUGCUAUACCUUGUGUCAAUCUUGCCAAGACCCCGGAGAACAUAGGCGUCUUGAGCGACUUUCAGCAGCAGAACAAGCUCACUGAAUCAGCAGUAGCUACUUCUGCGAGUCAUGCAGUUUAUUGUGGUUCCAAUGCCACUGAGUCUAUGGACAGAUCAAACAGGAGGCAGGGGUUGGAAAGUAGCAGUUCCAAUACAAAACCACACAGUGAGCAGGCAUCUGUUGAUGUUCUAAAUUCUGAAAGUAUUCAACCAGCCAAUCCUCAGAAUGAUACAGAUGAUCAUACAAUACCUAUGAAUGAACUCGAUGCCAAUAUGAAGUGCCCUGGAGCACAUGAUAGAUCAAAUCCUGAAAACAAACCUGUCAACAACACUGUAGUAGGUCCUGCUUCUGUUGCUCCAAAUGCUUUAGGAUCUUCAAAUUUAUCUGAUGCUUCUGUUGCUGUCGAGAAAUUAGAAGCUUCAAGUUCCAGUGCACCUUCUUCAGCUCACCAACAAGGGUCUAACAGUCUAAGUACUAAUGCUGCUCAACCUGUAAACAUUGGUUGGGGAAUGGCUCAGCAGAAUUCAAACCCUGGUACAGGAACAGGACAGGAAACAGGACACUUGGUUCACGCAGCAAUCCCGGGUGCUGCAAAUAUGGGCUGGGGAAUGGUUACACCUGGACUCGUGAAUAUUGGGUGGGGCCCGCCAGCUCAGCCAACUAUGAACCCAAACCUAGGUUGGGCAAUUCCAACGCAGGGAAAUGUAAAUGCUAAUUUGGCUUGGGGAGCACAGGCAAUGGCAAACCCUAAUGCUGGAUGGGGAAUGCCAAUGCAGGUAAAUCCAGCAGCAGUUAAUCCUGGUUGGUUUGCACCUGUCAUUGGGGGUGCAAACCCAAGUCCAUCUUGGGUUGCACCAACAGAAGGAAAUACAAAUCAGAAUGCUGCUUGGGGAACACCUGUGCAGGGAACUGGACAAGGAAGUAUGAAUGGUGGUGCUUCAAAUCAGAAUGGCGGUGGCGAGGGAGAGCAGAGAGGAAUUUGCAACUUCCACAGACAUGGGUACUGCAAGAAAGGAGCCUCGUGCAACUAUAUCCAUUCCUGAGCCGAUGUGAAGGUAAAAGAUGCAAUUUUUGUUCCGUGGUGUACAGUUGUUUUCUUGUUUUAGCAUGCGAACACACUAAGAUUGUGUAUCUCUGCAAGAUGGCUGUGGUGUCAUCUCCUGUGGACCUUUAUGCAGUUACUAUUGAAUGUACAGUCUUUGGAUUCCUUUGAAUUGAUAUCUAAAAUUGGGGGAGACUGUGCUGCCUUCAA